Molecule: messenger RNA, 4293 nt
Organism: Salmo salar (Atlantic salmon)
Lineage: Eukaryota; Metazoa; Chordata; Actinopteri; Salmoniformes; Salmonidae
Product: leucine-rich repeat and fibronectin type III domain-containing protein 1
Molecular function (GO): protein binding
Source: RefSeq, a predicted model, not a curated record
AUUGGCUAUCAAGAAAAAUACACGCUUUAAACUAUGCGUGGGUGGUGUUCCUUCAAACGACAAGGGAAGUUAACGGCCAACAUUAUCAAGGAGAGCAGGAUGUUUGGCAACCUUGAUUUGAUUAUCAUAAAAUAAAAUAAAUAGUGGUUAUCUAUUAUAGGCUGUCAUUGUAGUCGUCGACCUUCACAACCAUCUCAGACUUUUAGAUAAGCAGAAUAUCAGAAACGGUGUGGCUGAAUGUUACACCAAUGCCAAUGCGUCUGUUCCAAUCGCGUGUCCGUUCGAAAACACUAGCCUGACAACCCAUUGCUUUAAAGGAUCCUUAACUGCAUGGCUUUCUACCUUCAUCAUUCAUAAUGCCAAUAUUGGUACAUGCAUAUUGCACUAUAUGAAUAUACCUCUAAUGCAGCCCAACGUGUCUUAUUCAAAGCGGCAAGGCUCACUUGACAGGCUACUCAUUUGACAGGCUACACUUUCCUGGGACGAUAGCUGGAUUUCGGAUUUGGUUUUUCGUUUGCAUAUCUUUUUCAGUCUCACUUGGAUUGUAUUGGGAUUAAGGUGGGGUUUUAACCCGAUGCAGGUAUCAGGGACAUAUCUUUCCCAUGACAUCUGCCUCGUUCACUGGAUUUUUGAUAAAUAUGGUUUAAGAAAGGACUUCGCCUAACAAUUUGUCGACCAAUUUCUGAAGUUAAAGUCAACCCGUUGUUGGUUAUACCUUUCUCGUCAAUUUCACUCCUCUUCGAUUAAAAAUGCUUCAGUAAGACAAUGUUUGAACAGUGGAAAUAACGCCCAUGUGUCUACCCAUAAACAUCCGCGGCAUAUCCUAUUAAUGACACCCGUAAAGCCUGCUUUGAAGUCAUCAUUGAGAGAGGCAUUUGAGAAGACUACAAAUACUGGCCUCUAGGUGUUUCUCUCUAAUGCCAGUGGGCGUCGUCCUACUCCCAGAGCUGUGACUGACUGCCAGAGGGACGGGAUGCCUAUACCCAUGUGAUAUCUGCCAUGGAGACCAGAGCUUGAUAUCUGGAUCUGGAAGUUGACAGACAGACAGACAGACAGACCAUGGAGCGGCUGGUUGUGUGUAUGCUGCUGUGUGUACUUCUGUGUGCGGUGCUGGUGAAGGGCUACAACUGCCCUGGCCGCUGCAUCUGCCAGCACCUCUCCCCCACUCUGACUCUGCUCUGUGCUAAGACCGGUCUGCUGUUUGUGCCCCCAACCAUCGACCGCAAGACCGUGGAGCUGCGCCUCACAGACAACUUCAUCACCAUCAUCCGCAGGAAAGACUUUUUCAACAUGACCAGCCUGGUCCACCUCACCCUGUCCCGUAACACCAUCAGCCAGAUCACACCCCACGCCUUCCUGGGCCUGCGCUCCCUACGAGCCCUCCACAUGGACGGCAACCGCCUCAGUGUCAUCAAGAGCGACCACUUCAAAGGCCUGAUCAACCUCCGCCACCUCAUACUGGGGAACAACCAGAUCCACCACGUGGCCCCUACCUCCUUUGAUGAGUUUGUGUCGACCAUCGAGGACCUGGAUCUGUCCAACAACAACCUGAGGACCCUGCCCUGGGAGGAGAUAGGCAGGAUGAGCCACAUCAACAUCCUCACCCUUGAUCACAACCUGAUCGAUCACAUCGGAGCUGGGACUUUCACGCUCCUCACCAAGCUGGUUCGUCUGGAUAUGACCUCCAACCGGCUGCAGAAGCUACCUCCAGACAGCCUGUUUCAGCACGCCCAGGUGCUGUCAGACGCCAAGGGCUCCAACCCAUCCUCCCUGGCAGUGAGCUUUGGAGGGAACCCUCUCCACUGUAACUGUGAGCUGCUGUGGCUCCGCAGACUGACGCGGCACGACGACCUGGAGACAUGCGCAUCUCCGGAGCACCUCAUGGACAAGUACUUCUGGUCCAUCCAGGAGGAGGAAUUCAUCUGUGAGCCCCCGCUCAUCACCAAGAACCUAUCCACCAAGCCCUACGUCAUGGAGGGCCAGGGGGUCACCCUCAAGUGCAAGGCCAUGGGAGACCCAGACCCGGCCAUCCACUGGCGCUUCCCCGAUGGCAAGCUGGUGCAUAACAACUCCCGCACCAUCCUGUAUGACAACGGUACCUUGGACAUCCUCAUCACCACCCUGAAGGACAGCGGUGCCUUCAACUGUGUGGCCUCCAAUGCUGCCGGCAUCGCCACAGCUGCCGUGGAGAUCAACAUGAUCCCUCUGCCCCUGUUUGUCAACAACACAUUGCACCACAUGCGCGAGGCCGAUCGGGGCCUCUCUGACAUCACCACCUCCUCCAAGUCAGGCAACGACACCAAAGGCCAUGACAAGCACCAGGACAGGAGGGUGGUGGUGGUCGAGCUGACCUCCUCCUCGGCUGUGAUUCGCUGGCCCUCCGAGCGCCACAUCCCAGGCAUCAGGAUGUACCAGAUUCAGUACAACAGCACUGCAGACGACACACUGGUUUACAGAAUGAUCCCUUCCACCAGUAAGACCUUCCUGAUCAACGACCUGGCAGCGGGCCGGGAGUAUGACCUGUGUGUCCUGGCGGUGUACGACGACGGCAUCACCUCUCUGACGGCCACGCGCGUGGUCGGCUGCGUCCAGUUCCACACUGCCAGCGAGGUCAGCCAGUGCCGCUUCAUCCACAGCCAGUUUCUGGGCGGCACCAUGAUAAUCAUCAUUGGUGGCAUCAUUGUGGCUUCAGUGCUGGUGUUUAUCAUCAUCCUCAUGAUCCGCUACAAAGCCCACAGCAGCCCAGAGGACAGCAAGGUCAAGGUCAGCUCCAGCAUGCACUCCCAGACCAACGGCAGCCAGCACAGACUCCAGCGCUCCACCUCCAAACAGCCUGCUGAGGACAGCCACCAGAGAGAAGCCCAACCGGUGGCAGCCAAGGAGUGCAUGGCCCUGGUGCUGAAGGUGGACAGUGACAAGAGGGAGUGGGACACUCCUCUGGCCACCACGGCCAUCCUGGAAGUGGAGCUGCCCCCCCUGACCACGGACAAGGUGAGGAGGACCAGCCUGGACGCCCAGCGCUGUGGAUCUGGCCCCCCGUCAGAGGACACACAGACAGAAAGCAGCCUGAUGGGCUCCACCAUAUCCUUGUGUCUCCUAGGCCCCAACGCCGGCACCAUGGAGGCCCCCAGGCUCAAGGACAAGAAGAGCGCCCUGGCCAACAUGGGGUUUAAUAAUGAGCUGGCACGAACUAGGCACAGGUUCAGCUUUGACGGGGGAGACUAUUCCAUAUUUCAGAGCCACAGUUACCCCCGCAGAGCGCGGACGAGGCGGCACAAGUCUACAAACCAGCUCAACGUGGAGUCCUCACCGCUCGCUAACCGGAGAGUCACUUUCAGCAGCACUGAAUGGAUGCUGGAGAGCACAGUGUAAGAGAUACAGCCUGGCCUCUCUGGCUCUCUCAAAGACACACACACACACUCCAACAGUUUGACACAUACACCCUCAUGCAUACACAUUUACACAUUUAACAAAUAAAGCUACAUGCAUACACACACAGACUCAGAGAGUUGCUGGAGAAGAACACAGUCCCCUUUCAUCCUGCCUCCCCUCAUACUCCCAGAGUGGCACAGAGUUGUCGGCCAUUUCAUUAGUUUCUGCAGCAGUGCCUUACUCUAAAAUAUGUACGAAUGGAGGAUGCUGCUCAUUGUAGUCAUAAACUUUCCUUUCUAUCAUGGUUUUCCCUGUUUCAUGGGGAGUGAUGCUUUGAGGUUUUUUUGUUCUAUGACAUGCCAAGGGUUGGGGCAUUUGUAACUUUUCCUUUUAAUGUUAAAAAGAUCCCAGUGUAAAGUGAACAACCAGGUAUCCUGUAUGUUGAUCAUCCUUUGGGUUCUUUCAAAGACUUUUGCACACGAAGACACGACGAUACGAGGACAAGUAUCACACCAGUCUAUACAUUAAUACCAAUAUUAUAGAUCUAUACACAUGCCGAUUUCAAAUGUUAGCAUAGAGAGGAUGGACCUGAUAAACCUGUGGACUCCUCCAUGCUGGUUGGACUGUAUGAUAUUACUAGGUAUUGUUCCUGAUGUGACUGUAUGAUAUUAAUCGGUAUUGUAUCUGGCUGGUCUAGAUAAAAAGACAACAAAAAAUACAUAUAGAAGUAUAUUAAAAACAUUGGUGUAUGUGUACUAUGUAAGUCAUAUGUCACAACUUUUUACUGAGCAUUUGGGUGUUGGCCACAAGUUUUUACAUUAAAAACCUGCGUCCUCACACUUCCCCCUAUUUAGUAUGACAAGGUUUGGACCACUUAUCCCUUAUGAGAGGGUAUUAAAUUUUUUGUGUGGGUUAACUGUA